Messenger RNA from Malurus melanocephalus (red-backed fairy wren), 2161 nucleotides. RefSeq names its product tripartite motif containing 29 (gene TRIM29). The record is from RefSeq and is a predicted model, not a curated record. Bases 275 to 1987 code for a protein of 570 amino acids. Gene Ontology annotation, molecular function: zinc ion binding. The transcript is spliced from 8 exons. NCBI's taxonomy places the organism in Eukaryota, Metazoa, Chordata, Aves, Passeriformes, Maluridae.
GACAAGAAUGUUCCUGGGUGUGGACUGCCUUGUAUAAUUAAGUGCACAGCUGGAGCUUCUGAUCCCUCCACGUCUGCUCGUUCCUUUCCUCCUUUCCUUUCCCCCAUAUCCACCUCGGCGCGGUCGGGGCGCGCUGCGUCACUCGGGGAGAAGCUUCRCCACAUUCCAGAGCCGUUCCCGGCUGGGAUCGCGACCAGGCAGAGCCUGCCUGCCUUGGAGRGGGCUGAGAGACGGGAGCUGGAGCACAGAACGAGCAGAGAAACCUGUCCAGAGCAUGGAAACGGCCAACGCAGCGAGGACCAACGGCACCGCCGGCAAGGCCGAGGACGCCAAGAGCCCGACUGCCCCUAAAAAAGAGGAGGAAGCCAAGAAGGCCACGAGCCCUGGCGGAGGCGAGAAAGAAGCUAUAAAAGGCACGGGCGGUGCUGCGUUGGAGACGGGGCAAAUCAAGAGCUCCCUCUUCUCUGGGAGUGACUGGAAGAGGCCCAUCAUUCAGUUUGUGGAGUCAUCCGACGAGAAGAGGUCAACCUACUUCAGCAUGGACUCGGCCGACUCCAAGAAGAUGCAGUUCGCCGGCGGRCAGAUCGGAGACAUGCGGAGGCCGGCGCUCUCCUUCCCGGAGAAAGGCGACCUCAGGAAGUCCCUGUUCUCCUUGGAUUCCAAAAAGAGCUUCCUGCCCGGGGAUGGAGAAGCGAGGAAGUCUUUGUUCUCGGCGGGGCAGAUGGGCGAGCUGAAGAAAUCCUCRCUGCCCUUGGUGGAGACGGGCGACCUGAGAAGACCCUUCCACAAAGCCGACAGAGCCGCCGGCUCCCGGCCCCGCGUCAAGCUGGAGGACGUUCUCUGCGACUCRUGCAUCGACAACAAGCAGAAGGCUGUCAAGUCGUGCCUGGUGUGCCAGGCUUCCUUCUGCGAGCUGCACCUCAAGCCCCACCUGGAGGGAGCGGCUUUCCGCGACCACCAACUSCUGGACCCCAUCAGGGACUUCGAGGCCAGGAAAUGCCCCGUGCACGGCAAGACCAUGGAGCUGUUCUGCCAGACYGACCAGAUGUGCAUCUGCUACCUCUGCAUGUUCCAGGAGCACAAGAACCACAGCACGGUGACGGUGGAGAUCGAGAAGGCGGGCAAAGAGGCCGAGCUGUCCCUGCAGAAGGAGCAGCUGCAGCUGAAGAUCAUCGAGGUGGAGGAUGAGGUGGACAAGUGGCAGAAGGAGAGGGACCGCAUCAAGAAUUACACCACCAACGAGAAAGCCACGGUGGACCAGCACUUCAAGGAGCUGAUCCGUGACCUGGAGAGGCAGAGGGAUGAGGUGAAGGCUGCCCUGGACCAGCGGGAAAAGAUCGCCUCCGAGAACGUGAAGGAAAUCGUGGAGGAGCUGGAGGAGAGRGCGAAGCUGCUGCGGGAGGACAAGGAGAACAGGGAGCAGAUCCACCAGAUCAGCGACUCCGUGCUCUUCCUGCAGGAAUUCGGGGCUCUGAUGAGGAAUUACGUGCCCCCUCCAUCCCUGCCCACCUACAGCGUGCUGCUGGAAGGGGAGAGCAUGAGCCCCUCCAUGGGGCUGCUCAGGGACGACCUCCUCAACGUCUGCAUGAGGCACGUGGAGAAGAUCUGCAAAGCAGACCUGGGCCGCAAUUUCAUCGAGAGAAACCACAUGGAGAACGGUGACCAYCGGUUCAUGAUGAACAACUACGAGUGGAACCAGCCCGACAACCUCAAGAGAUUCUCCAUGUUCCUGUCUCCCAAAGUAGGCAAUGGCACUAAGCUGCCGUUUCAGUUCUCCUCGGUGGGACAGAAUCCGCCCGGUGACUUCAGCAAACAGUCUGAUGGGAGCCUCUUCACUAAGACCGCUUACCCCUCCAUCGUGAGGCACCAGUCUACCAAGGUGACGCCGCAGACGUGGAAAUCCUCCUCCAAGCAGUCGGUGUUGUCACAUUACCGCCCCUUCUACGUCAACAAAGGCAACGGAGCCACCUCCAACGAGGCGCCCUGAGCUCCGGAAGGUUCCGGGCCGGAGCGAAGACUCGGCUGAGAUUGUCACCGAUGUCCCUGCUACUCUAUUAACCCUUGYUGCUCCAGCUCUGCCGGGGAGAGGGGGGCGCAGAUGGAAAUUGGGAACUUCUUCCCAAACCRCCCCCUCRCUCCGAGAGCUCCRCAGGCCUUAACA